AUGACCCCUACUCCUCCUUCAACGACGCCUUCGUCGGGCGGCGCCCAUUCCCCGACAGAGCAGUUCCGCGUUAUACGCAAGAGGAAUCGCAUUCCCGUGAGCUGCCAGAUGUGCCGGGCUAAGAAGAAAUGCGACCGGGCCCAUCCUUGCGGAAACUGUGUAAAGCGCGACGGUUCCUCCACGACCUCCUGCCAUUAUGCUGCGACAGCUCCACGAAAGAAGCCUCAGACCCAAGCAGCCGCCGGUCCAGGAGAUAUGCAGAACAGAAUCGAUCGCCUGGAAAAUCUUGUGCUAUCGUUGAUGCACGGCGGUGCGAACGUCGAGGUUCCAUCUUCCCGAACCGAGUCAACAGGUCAAAUAAGUCAAGAUUCGACUGCGGUCACGAAUAGGUCCCAGACAGAGGGCUCUUCUAUGUCGGCUUCGACGCGGACCGACCAGGGCGAUGAAGGCAGCGAUGUUGACGACAGGCUUGCUACCUCUCUCGGCGUCCUCAAGGUCGACUCCGAGAUGGGCAAGUCCAUGUACUUGGGCCAGGAGCACUGGCACUCGCUUCUCGCAGAUAUUGCCGAAGUUAAGAACUAUUUCGUGACUCACAAAAAGGAGCUGGAGAGGAGCUACAAACAGGUCAUUUCCUCCAAGCCCGCGCAUGCGCUUGAAGGUCCUGUGCUCCUACUAGGAACGCUGAGGACGUCCGAGGUUGAGUUGCGGGCAGAACUACCGCCGAAAACAACGAUUCUGGCUUUAUGCGAGCGCUUUUUCCAAUCUUCGGACGGUUGGAUAUGUAUUGUCCAUCGCCCAACUUUCUUGCGCCAGCUGCAUGCCCAUUGGCUAGAUCCCUCACAGACGCCACUGAUGUGGAUAGGUCUGCUUUACUCGAUUCUUUGCCAUGCUGCGAUAAGCUAUCACAAGGCCGGUGAUGAGCCGCCUGAUAUGAAAGGCCGUUCUCUCGACAUUGCCGCGGAAUAUCGCCUGCGAGCUUCUCAGUGUCUCGUUACGGCCGAUUAUACCAAAGCUGUAGAGUAUUCGAUCGAAACUCUGACACUUUACAUCUUUGGCGAGUACAGCUCGAGGUGGGACAUGGACAUGGCCUUGUGGCUUGUCCUAUCCCUAGCAACGAGGAUAGCAUUUAGGAUGGGAUAUCAUCGUGAUGGAAAAUGGUUCAAAUCCCUCACUCCGUAUCAGGCAGAAAUGAGAAGAAGAGUUUGGGCGAUGGUCCGGAUGGGCGAUGUGGUGUUCUCACAUCACCUUUCUCUUCCCCGCAUGAUAAACGAUUCAGACUGCGAUACUGAGUUGCCCAGAAACCUCCUCGAUGAAGACUUUGGUCCGGAGUCCACGGAACUACCUCCACCAAGGUCGGCGUUGGAACGAACACCGGUGGACUAUCUCAUCGCGAAAUCUAAACUUUGCAUCGAAUUUGGCAAAAUCCUGCGCGCAACUACAAACGUUGGUCGCCAGCUCACAUACGACGAAGUUUUGCAAUUUGACACGGAUCUCCGGGCUAUCCGGGCCCAGUUCCCGCCUCAUCUCAAGAUAUCCCCGCUAUAUGACAUCUCCGAACCACCACAGGACUACAUGACGCGAUUCCACCUCGACAUUUUGUACCAAAAGAUACUAACUGCUAUUGAAGCAUCUCUCGCGAUGCUCCACCAUCUCGAGUCUCUACACCGCGAAACGCAACCCGGCGGUCGAUUAGAAGACCUGAAAUGCCACGUUGCGUCUUUAGCCCUGAAGGACUUUAAUUAUCCGGCGGCUUUGGUCGCAGUAGAGCUGCGAUAUUCUAGUAGGGAGGCGCACGAGACUCCCAUCUCACCGUUCACUCAAACUGGUUACAUCUGCACACCGGAGCAGCAGCGUGAGAUGCUCAGGACGUUGGAGAUAACGAGGGAUAUCUGGCAAGGAAUGUCUCACAUGUCGGUUGACGCGUACAAGGCCGGGGCUGUCCUGAAAAUUCUGAUCGAGAGUGCGAAAAUGGCCCGACCUCGAGAACCCAGCCGGUCCGCAACGCCGGGAGCUGGUGUGCGGCUCACUGGUAUUAACUCCUUCGUCGAUUCGCAAGAUAUGAGACCGGAGCAGUCCGCCGCCUUGGGUUUGGGCAUGCUCGCUGGGUCGAUCUCUCCCUCGUCACCACCGAAUUUCGUUAGCCAGAGCCAGAACAAGCUGCCGCCCAUUUCCCAGAUGGACCUUCCCAUGUCCACGGGGGUUGCUGAGCCAGCUAUGCCUCCGGAAUUGCAAUUUGACACGUUUGGGGCGAACCGUCCGUCGUCACCACCCCUCUCCCUAUUCCCCCAGCUCGGAGGCAAUGGUGUCGACACGGGGGAGGUCGAUUGGGAUGCCUUCGAGAAUUACACGCAAACAAUGAUCUGGUCUGUUGAUCCGGCUUUCCACAUUUUUGGUACUGGAGAGGACGCCACGCAGCAGAACAACAGUGUAAAUGAUCCUUCGAAAUACCCAAAAUAA
This is a messenger RNA of Scedosporium apiospermum, 2457 nucleotides long. RefSeq lists its product as uncharacterized. Lineage: Eukaryota; Fungi; Ascomycota; Sordariomycetes; Microascales; Microascaceae. Gene Ontology annotation, molecular function: zinc ion binding; DNA binding; DNA-binding transcription factor activity, RNA polymerase II-specific. The record is from RefSeq and is a predicted model, not a curated record. Gene Ontology annotation, biological process: DNA-templated transcription; regulation of DNA-templated transcription. Gene Ontology annotation, cellular component: nucleus. The transcript is spliced from 5 exons. Bases 1 to 2457 code for a protein of 818 amino acids.